Dermacentor silvarum is the source of this 1715-nucleotide messenger RNA. Its product is annotated as ESX-1 secretion-associated protein EspI-like. The coding region runs from base 281 to 655 and encodes 124 amino acids. The record is from RefSeq and is a predicted model, not a curated record. Lineage: Eukaryota; Metazoa; Arthropoda; Arachnida; Ixodida; Ixodidae. The transcript is spliced from 2 exons.
UGAAUCUCGGUGGCGUAAACGUGGGCGUGGCGAUGAGCGGGCGGACAUGCAGUAACAGCGUUUCUCAGAUGCUCAGCUUUGCGUUCACCCCUUGUGGCACGAAUGCGCUGCGCACCUGGCCGCACCUCCUUCCGCUAGUACGUGUUACUUUUUUUUCCCGGCAUCUUCCGCAAGAGCCCGGAACAGGCGCGGAGGGGGUAAAGCCCGAGGCGAGUGACCGCGGGCCGCCUCCUGUGGCACCCCACGUGGUGGUGGCAGGCUCGGCGACCCGCCCCCCGAGAUGGUAGCCGAAGGAAGAGGACCCUCGCCCUCUCCUACGCGGCACGCAGCCAGCGGCGGGGUGACGGGCGGCUGCCGCCGCCACCGGGGCCCGACCGACGUGGCCCCGUCCGAACCUCCCCUGCGGACACCCCCGACGUCCCCCGACGGGGCGCACCACGCCCCGGAGUCCCCAGACCACUCCCCAGGCCACACCGGCGCAACUCCCACACGCACACCUCCCGGCAGUCCCCAAACCGCCCAAACCAUCCGGGCCGUGCACGCUAGCCUCGAGUGGACUCGUCCGCGUGCAGCCGGCGGCCCCCCCUCCGGUAGACCCGCAUGGAGCGGCGUUGCGGCGCAUUUCGUUCCGCUGCUCGGAGAUGCAGCAGUCUGAGAUCGCGGCGCGAUGCAUAUUUCGUGAACUCGUUCAUGUGCCACCCAGCUGUUGACCCAGCACAGCAAACAAAGCAAGCAACAAGAGGCAGCAGGAUAUUUUUUCCGGCGCUUGUAAUUGCUUCCGGCUGCUGCAGCAUGCGAAAACAUGGCCUUCGAGAUUGGUUUCUGUUUCUCGGAGGGAACCGUCGCUGGAUGCGUCAUUUUAAAGAUGGCUAGACAUUGUUCUUACCGUAAAAAUAGACAAGACGAGCUAAGAAAGGAUAUACGCCGACUGAAAGUUAUCUUUGUCUUUUUCCAAUAAAAUGUUUGGAGUGUUAUAGUGCAUGGCCCAUUAGUAAAUUGUGUAAAAAAAAUGAUUGCUAGAGCGCCGCGAUGUUGAGUCAUAUAGAUAUCCCGUUCCGAGAAUCAACAAUUCGAACUAACUACGUGAAGGCAAGUUUAUUCAAAAAUCUGCCCAAUAACGAACGCAUUUAUUACGAACUAGACGCGAGUGCGCUGCACCUGGCGGCGGCACUGCGAAGAGCAGGCGAGCCCAUGGCAGCCGCUUGGGGAGGGGCUCGCAGAGGCUUCACCUGCUACGGGCUUCGCCCCCUCCCCAGGUGGACUCUCCCUCUAACCCACAUCGGGCCGUCUUCCUUCCUGGCAGUGACCUCCAGAGUGAACGAUGGCGGCUUUCCCUUUCACUGUCGCGCGAACAAGGCGCCAACUGGAGCUGGGCACGAUGCUCCGCGAGCGCGAAAUGGAGCAGCCGUUGGCCAAACGUAGCCUUGACCGAUAUCGCACCCGGCGCUUCCCUUUCCACUCGUUAGGUGAGAAACGCCGCCUCUGCUCCGGAGAGAAUCUGCUUCGCUGCGCGGUGCGACAACGUCCUUGUGUUAAGCGCUUCUCAACCGCACUUGUGCACCCGUGAUCGUGCUUCUGUGGCCCAAGAAGAAAGGAAAACAUAAUUGAUCACCUCGUUUACGUAGGUCACGCGGCAAAAUAAUAAAUGACUAACAAUUCAGAUCAAAACAUUCCGCCCGUGUAAGUCUGUAUAGCAAACAGCAUUGCUCGACACU